GCGAAAAUAAAUUUCUUUGAAAAAAAUAAAAAUGAAAGUAAUGAUAAUGAAGAAAAUAAUAAUAAAAUUGAAAAUGAUAAAAAUAGUGAUAAUUUAGACUCUACUAAAUCUGAAAAUAAUGAAAACAAUUUAGAAUUAGAAUCUAAAAACAAUAGUGACAAUAAUAAUAAUAUUUUAGAUGAAAUUUCUAUAAUGUUAGAAGAUUCAUUAAUUAAAAUUGAAUUAAAUAUUGGUACUUUAAGUACUAAACAACAAGUCUAA
Molecule: messenger RNA, 261 nt
Organism: Diversispora eburnea
Lineage: Eukaryota; Fungi; Glomeromycota; Glomeromycetes; Diversisporales; Diversisporaceae
Source: the annotation of a GenBank genome assembly